Molecule: messenger RNA, 249 nt
Organism: Theileria orientalis strain Shintoku
Lineage: Eukaryota; Apicomplexa; Aconoidasida; Piroplasmida; Theileriidae
Product: protein translocation complex subunit gamma chain
Exons: 1
Coding region: 1-249 (82 amino acids)
Biological process (GO): post-translational protein targeting to membrane, translocation; protein targeting
Cellular component (GO): Ssh1 translocon complex; membrane
Molecular function (GO): transmembrane protein transporter activity
Source: RefSeq, a predicted model, not a curated record
AUGAAGUUUCAGGUUCCAAAACUGUUUUUGGACCCCUCAAAUCCCGUUGGAUACACAGUGAAGGUUGUAACGGAAUUUGUUAACGGGAGUACCCGCCUAGUCCGCAAGUGCACAAAACCGGAUCGUAAGGAGUAUAUGAGGAUACUCAACGCCUGUUCAGUUGGAUUCUUCAUCAUGGGAUUCAUUGGCUAUUUUGUAAAACUAUUGUUUAUACCUGUUAACAACAUACUGGUGAGCUCUCCAAAGUGA